UUAUCAAAUUCUGGCAAAUUUAUUAACAAAAUAUAAUUAUUAACAAUUUAAUAAUAUGGAGGCUUUAGAUAUCUUGGAAAAACGCAUAGACACAUUGUCCCGUAUUUUAGGCAAUGUGCCAGAACAAAAUGCUGUAUCCUCAAAUGCUAAUGAUGGUGAUUCAACAAAAGUGGCUGGCGAAAAUAUUGUAGACUCUUUGGUAUCGGCUAAUAACAUUUUGAAUGAAGCCAUCUCUGGGCGUGAACAAAUCAAAAAAAUUGUCGACAGAUCCAAUGAACUGGAAAAAUAUUUAGAUCCUCACUUCCUGGAAGAAAAUCAACAAGUGAGAGCUAAAGAGGUAUAUCUAAAUGCAGUGGGACAUGAAUUACACACACAAUUCCAACAAUUGGAUAAAAUCAAAGAACUCGAGCCCACAUUAGGUGCUGAAUAUUUUCGUAAUAUACCGGGUGAAUGUGUAGACAAGUUGAAGCAAGUUAGCCAGGAUAAUGGAGAAUUUGCACAGCAAGCUGAAUUGAUCGAAGAAAGUUUAAUAUUGGCCAUGAAACGUUAUGGAGAAAUACAAACAGGACUCUUGGAUUCACUCAACACUAUGAACAAACGUUUGGAGGCUGUAGAGGAGAAAAUGCAAUUGAAGAAAAAAGAAGAUAUGGAAAAGGAAAUUGAAGUUGAGGAACCGAAAGAGUAAUAUAGACCUAAUAAUGUAGUAUUUAACUCUAUAUAUUUAUAGAAAUAACACAAAUAUAAACACAAAAAUUUAAAAUAUUGUAAAA
This is a messenger RNA of Calliphora vicina (urban bluebottle blowfly), 770 nucleotides long. It is a transcript of the gene DCTN3-p24, whose product is annotated as Dynactin 3, p24 subunit. The transcript has a single exon. Gene Ontology annotation, cellular component: dynactin complex. The record is from RefSeq and is a predicted model, not a curated record. The coding region runs from base 56 to 685 and encodes 209 amino acids. Gene Ontology annotation, biological process: cytoskeleton-dependent cytokinesis. NCBI's taxonomy places the organism in Eukaryota, Metazoa, Arthropoda, Insecta, Diptera, Calliphoridae.